Molecule: messenger RNA, 2007 nt
Organism: Daphnia pulicaria
Lineage: Eukaryota; Metazoa; Arthropoda; Branchiopoda; Diplostraca; Daphniidae
Product: ATP-dependent DNA helicase Q1-like
Exons: 13
Coding region: 91-1965 (624 amino acids)
Biological process (GO): double-strand break repair via homologous recombination
Cellular component (GO): chromosome; cytoplasm
Molecular function (GO): ATP binding; nucleic acid binding; 3'-5' DNA helicase activity
Source: RefSeq, a predicted model, not a curated record
GGAGUGGAAACGGGAAUUUUCGGAGGCUAGGUACGAAAACGUUCAAAAUUAGCAGUUGCUCUAGUUCUCUAAUUUGACGGCGAUUUCAAAAUGGCUCAACUUCCUGUUGAGAAAGAGUUGAAAAAAAUUGAUGCAGAAUUGAGAAUUGUAGAGGAGGAUAUAGACAAACUUCAAGAGAGAAAAACAACACUUCUGAAAAGAAAACAAGCAUUGAAGGAAAAAGCAAAUGAAGAAGCCACAAAGAAACUUGCUAGUCAGGACUGGGAAAGCAAUGAUUUUCCUUGGACUAAAAAAUUAUACCAAACACUUAAAGAUGCAUUUCGUAUUGAAAAAUUUAGACCUAUGCAGCUAUCUGCAAUGAAUGCAACUCUCAAAGGUCACGAUGUCAUCUUGAUUAUGCCUACAGGUGGAGGGAAAAGUCUUUGCUAUCAGCUUCCUUCUUUAGUAUCUGAUGGUAUUACUCUUGUUAUUACUCCACUUGUUUCACUAAUGGAAGAUCAGUUGGCCAGUUUGGAGAAACUGGGUAUAGAAGCUGCAAAACUAAAUGCAAGUUCUAGCAAAGAAGAAGUCAACAUGGUUCAUUCGGCCAUGACAGAUGCAAAAUCCUCCCUCAAGUUACUCUAUGUAACACCAGAGAAACUUGCUAAAAGCAAAAGAUUCAUGACAAAGUUGCAAAAAAUGUAUCAGAUCAAACGAUUUGCUUGUGUGGCCGUUGAUGAAGUACAUUGCUGUUCUCAAUGGGGCCAUGAUUUUCGGCCAGAUUACAAGUAUCUUGGAGUCCUACGUUCUCUGUUCCCUACCGUGCCCAUAGUUGGACUUACUGCCACAGCAACGUUAAAUGUAACAAACGAUGUGCAAAAGAUGCUUAACAUGAAGAAUUGCUUGGUUUUCAAAGCUUCCUUUAAUCGUCCCAAUCUUUAUUACGAGGUUAGGAUUAAACCCUCCACCCAAAAAGAAUGUAUCGACGAAUUGGUGCAAUUGCUAACAAACAGGUUUCAUGGGCAAUCCGGCAUCAUCUAUACCACUUCCGUUAAAGACUGUGAUCAGUUAGCCAGUGAACUACGGCAACAAAAAUGCCGUGUGGCAUCUUAUCACGCCAGUUUAGAGCCGGCAGAUCGAACCGAAGUUCACACAGGAUGGCGGGAAAAUAGAUACCAGGCUGUGGUUGCGACUAUUGCAUUCGGAAUGGGAAUCGAUAAGCCAGAUGUCAGGUUUGUCAUUCAUCAUUCUAUAUCCAAAUCUAUGGAAAAUUUUUACCAGGAAAGCGGACGAGCGGGACGAGAUGAUCUUCAAGCCUGCUGCAUAGUUUAUUGGCGGCUGUCUGACUUGUUUCGAUUAAGUACAAUGGUAUUUACUGAGCAAACUGGUCUUCGUAACCUUUACGCUAUGGCUGCCUAUUGCCUAGACCCUGAAAGAUGUCGCCGUGAAAUCAUAGCCAGUCAUUUCGACGAGCGAUGGGAAUCAUCUUCCUGCAAUAAAAUGUGUGACCACUGCAGCAAAGACUCGACAUCAGCGGAGAUUAACAUCGUCGAACAUCUGACUACUCUCAGGCAAAUACUUGAACGAGCCGAAGAACAACAAGUGCGCGUGACAGCUCAAAAAUUGAUCGAUGCUUGGCAGAACACUGGACAAGUUUCGCUGCGUUUACCUGAUUUCAAGAAAGCGGCAAAAUUACCCCGUGACAAGUGCGAAUCAAUUUUGGCUCAUUUGCUACUCGAGGGCUACCUUAAAGAAGAUUUCCACUUCACGCCUUACAGCACCAUUAGUUACCUUCUCCUCGGUGAGCGAGCGCAUUUCAUCAACAAGGAAAUCACCAUGAAAGUUGAGACUUCAUCAGUGGACGAGGCAGAGAAAGCGAGUAGCAGCCGAGGUAAGACCACUAGGAAGCAAUCAACUACACAUUCGGCCGCAGCAAAGAAAUCGAAAGUUGAAGACUGUUUAAUUGAUGUGUCAGACUCGGACUAAGAAUCCACAGUUGGAAUUAAUAAAAGUUUUUCAGCUGCACUA